GCGGCGGCUCGCGGCCCGAACGUUGGGGCCGCCCGGCCCCGCCCCGCGCUGUUGUUUGUGGUGUCGGCGGGGCCGCGCGAGCCGGACCCACCACAACAUUCGGCCGGCGGCGAGCGCGAGCCCAGUCAGGGGCGGCCGGCCGGGGUGGCCGGGCCUCGCGGGGCGCCAUGUCGGUGAACAUGGAAGAGCUGCGGCACCAGGUCAUGAUCAACCAGUUCGUGCUGGCCGCGGGUUGCGCGGCCGACCAGGCGAAGCAGCUGCUGCAGGCGGCCCACUGGCAGUUCGAGACCGCCCUGAGCACGUUUUUCCAAGAAACCAACAUUCCCAACAGUCACCACCACCAUCAGAUGAUGUGCACGCCCAGCAACACGCCUGCCACACCGCCCAACUUCCCUGACGCGCUGGCCAUGUUCUCCAAGCUCCGCGCCUCGGACGGUCUGCAGAACGGCAACAGCCAUACCGCCGUGGCCUGCUCCCCGCCUGCCAACUUCAGCCCCUUCUGGGCCUCCUCCCCGCCCAGCCACCAGGCGCCCUGGAUCCCGCCCUCCUCCCCCACCGCCUUCCACGGCCUGCACUGCCCACAACCCACGUGGCCCCCUGGCGCCCCUCAGGCGGCCCCCCAGCAGAAAGCCAUGGCGGCCAUGGACGGCCAGAGAUGAGACUGGAGGCCCAGGCGCUGGGCUGGAGCCGGGGGCAGUCCAGGGUUGUGGGGACAUGAAGUGCCCGGGGUGGGGGGCACAGGGGAGGGGGGCUGGGUUUCCUGAAGAUCGCACUGGAAGAUUUUAUAAAAAGAUUUUUUUUGGGGGGGGGGACAGUAAACUUCUGGGCCACUUGGGUCCUUCAGGAGUUUUUCUUCGGGCAAGCUUUGUUCCUUUUUAAUAUAGAACUAUAAUAUAUAUGGAUCUAUAAAUAGAACUAAUGUAUGCGAGAACAGUGGGGGAAGGGGCCUUUCCUAGCACCAGGGGUGAGGGAUCAGUGAACCGCACCUCCCCCACAGCACAGCCACAGCCCCAGGCAACAUGUCCAGGGGUCUCCCUGCCUCUGCCUGGCUCCUGGUUGCUGGCAGUGUCCCUCCACGGCUCUGCAGCUCCAUCACCGGCCUCCAGCUGGAUGUGCAUGUGGGGUUUGCAGGACUGAAGAGCCGGCUUGCGUGGAAAGCCAGAGCCUGCGUGACUGCCCCCUCCCCGCAUUGUCCCAUGCACACCUGCGCUGGGGAUGUGGGCACGAAGACCAUGCCUAUGGGGUUUUUAUUCCCAAAUCAAAAUCUCAUCUCGCCAGGGUGGAAUGUUAAUUUAAAAACUUGUAAAAAAAAAAACAGAGACUUUUGUAACUUC
Ochotona curzoniae (black-lipped pika) is the source of this 1334-nucleotide messenger RNA. It is a transcript of the gene UBALD2, whose product is annotated as UBA like domain containing 2. The transcript has 3 exons. Bases 168 to 659 code for a protein of 163 amino acids. Lineage: Eukaryota; Metazoa; Chordata; Mammalia; Lagomorpha; Ochotonidae. The record is from RefSeq and is a predicted model, not a curated record. Gene Ontology annotation, molecular function: protein binding.